Messenger RNA from Aptenodytes forsteri (emperor penguin), 1197 nucleotides. RefSeq names its product IQ motif containing G (gene IQCG). The record is from RefSeq and is a predicted model, not a curated record. Gene Ontology annotation, molecular function: protein binding. Gene Ontology annotation, biological process: sperm axoneme assembly; cilium organization. Gene Ontology annotation, cellular component: sperm flagellum; cytoplasm. The coding region runs from base 1 to 1197 and encodes 398 amino acids. Lineage: Eukaryota; Metazoa; Chordata; Aves; Sphenisciformes; Spheniscidae. The transcript has 9 exons.
AUGGAAAAAUUCACUCAUCUGGAAGCUCUGCUGUUUACUGCUGUGCUGGAGAGUUGUGUCGAUCAACUCUCAAUUCUUGGAUAUAUCAUGCCAGUUUCAUAUGAAGGCAAGACAGACCUCAGCCAUACUGGCAUCCAGGAAAUGAAAGAAAUCAUAGAGACCCAGAAGGAGCUGGACAUUAACUACCAAGAGCUUAUGUCAGCAAGGCAAGGGAGUGGGGAAACAGUUACCUCCAUGUCUCUGAAAAGCAUCGAACACAAGCAGCAGCUGGGGAAAACUGAAGACCUAAAAAGUACCCAUCAUCUUUCCAGUAGGGCCAUGAAACACAGUGCUCUGUCUGUAGAGAAACUCAGAAAAAUUCAGGCUGACAGGCAGUAUGCAAGUGAUGUAAUUACAGUCACUAUGAAAAAUAUGCAGGAAUCGGGAACAUUUAAUAGCCUAACAGAAGCUAAUGAGAGAGAGAAGGCAAAAAAGAGCAAGUUUCAUGACAUCCUCAUCAGGGAGGAGGAAGGAAAGAAGGAGAUAAAGUCACUUGAGAAACAGCUGCAAGAUGUCAAGAAACAAACCGAAAUAGAACUUCAGAACCGAGAUAAUAUGAUUGUCUACCUCAAAGAUGAGCUCCAAGAGAUGAAGGCCAAAACGAACAUGGAGAUCUGCUACAUGAAGAAAAGCACAGACCUCCAGGUCCACCAAACCCAAAAGAAGUGCAGCAAUGCAGAGAAUGUCCUGGACAAGGAAAUUCAGAAGUUGAGGAGCAAAACUGAUGAGGAGAUUCGAGUCCACAUGGAGAUUGAAAAUUUCCUCAGGCAGUACCAUAAGAUGGUGGAAGAGAAGCUGGAAUGCUGGGUUGACAAGUAUGAAAAUGACGCAGAUGCUAAAGACGAAGAACUGGGUGCCCUAAAAGCAUCAAAGGCAAACAACUUGGAAAUGCUGCAGAGACUUGCCAAGGAGUGCCAGAUGUUCGAGGAAGCCAUCAUCAGUGACCGGGCGGAAAAGAAGGCUAAAAGAAGACAACUAGAGCAGGAUGCCCUGGAGCUGAAGAGCAUCCUGAAGCUGCAGGCCUGGUGGAGAGGUACAAUGGUCCGCAGAAACCUUGGGCCCCACCAGGCCCUCAGGAAGAUUCGGGAGAAACAGCUAUCAAAGCAGAAAGAAAAAGGGAAAAAGGAAAAAUCUGGAGCAAAGAAAAAGACAAGAUAA